Molecule: messenger RNA, 179 nt
Organism: Racocetra persica
Lineage: Eukaryota; Fungi; Glomeromycota; Glomeromycetes; Diversisporales; Gigasporaceae
Source: the annotation of a GenBank genome assembly
GUUUCUUAUUAUUAUGACAACGAAUUAUUCCUAUCAAAUUUGAGUUUUUAUUCUUCGGAAUUCUCUCAAUCACAUUCACAAAAUUCUGCUAUUGAUUUACAAACCGCACCAACCUUUUCUGAACCUACCUUUAACCAACAAGAUAAUUACCUCCAAAUUGAACAUUCUACUUCACUUGA